Messenger RNA from Ahaetulla prasina, 1462 nucleotides. RefSeq names its product transmembrane and immunoglobulin domain containing 1 (gene TMIGD1). Bases 487 to 1386 code for a protein of 299 amino acids. The record is from RefSeq and is a predicted model, not a curated record. The transcript has 9 exons. NCBI's taxonomy places the organism in Eukaryota, Metazoa, Chordata, Lepidosauria, Squamata, Colubridae.
AGCGGCCUCGGCCUUCUUGAUAUGCGCCGCCGCCCGGGCCCCGCCGCCCCGCCACGAGAGCAGCAAAAGGAGCGGAAGCCACGGCCUCCAAGCCGCGCAGGGCCGGCCUCGACCCGCCAUCACGCCGCUUGGCUUCUGACAGGUAGCCGCCGCCUCAAACCUCAGCGAGGAUAACGCUCCUGAGGAAUCCCAAAUCCUGUACUGCAGCUCCCUCUAGUGGCUAUCAAGGAGACAAGCAGCCAUAAGAUUAAAAUACAUUCGCAGGCGCUUCCUUGUAAGGGUUUGCCCAGUGUUUACCCAGAAAGUCCUUGAAUGGGCAACACCUUGAACUCAGCACACCUGACUCACUUCUCCGCGCACCGCCAUAAAGUCAUAUAACUUGGGACGCCUAUAAAACCUGGGCAAUCACGGCCGCCUCUUUUUCAGACCAAGGACGGCCCGGGAGGACCGGUCGUUUAACUCGGGUUCUGAGCAACCUGCGUGAAAAUGGAAGGCGUCUUUUACCAAAAGUUGCUCUUUGUUGUAGCCAUUGCGCCAGGCGUCAUGACAGGCCUAGAGCUGUCCAUCAACGCCAACACCGCGGGCUACGAACUGGCGACCGAAGCGGGCCUGACCCAGUCACUCUGGUGCGCCGUGAAGCAUCCCAGCCAGGAUGAGGAGCUGCGGUGGCUGCGAGGAGACCAAGAAGUGAUCCUGCAGGAGGGGAACAAAGUGAACGCCAGCAACGUCUGCAUCUCCCCCGUCACUGACGAGGACAACGGCGUCUCCUUCACCUGCCAGCUGGCCCGGGACAAUUCCGUCCAGAUUUCUGUCCUGCUGAACGUCGCCUACGCCCCCAUCCUAACUGGGGAAGACCCUCCCGGCAUCCCCGCCGAGUGGGAUGCGACCCUCGAUUGCCGUGUCAAAGCCAACCCUCCUGCUCAACUUACCUGGCUGAAGGACAACCAAAGCCUGAGCCUGGAGGACUCCCGCUACUGGAUCUUCCAAACCAGCGAGCUGUUCCAGCUGACCAUUAAGCAGCUCCAAUCCUCGGAUGGAGGGAUAUACACCUGCGUGGCUCGCUCUCCGCGUGGAACGAGCCGUAAGGAUUUCCACCUGGUCGUCGAAGGUACUGUGUUCAGUAUGUCUUCUUCCUCCUGUUUGCCUCACAACAACAACCCUGUGAGGGAGAAAACUGCCUUUCCCCACCGAAGCGGUCAUCGCUGCUGGAGUGGUCCUGUCCCUCAUAGCUCUCUUCGGUCUUGCGGUUCGAUGGAAGAAGAUCACACAGUGUUUCAAGAAAACCGAUUCUUCCAGCCACACUGCCCUGUAAAGGAAUUCUUAUUCUGGAGCAACCUCUUCGUUGACCCCCCGUGUGACUUCAAAUGGCCAAUCUUUCCUCUCUAACAAGGAAAUUCUUAGCACUGUUGAACCGCUGCUUUGAUUUAGAACUUUAAAUAAAUCAAAUUUAUAAUUUAUCCGC